Molecule: messenger RNA, 3610 nt
Organism: Rana temporaria (common frog)
Lineage: Eukaryota; Metazoa; Chordata; Amphibia; Anura; Ranidae
Gene: ANKFN1
Product: ankyrin repeat and fibronectin type III domain containing 1
Exons: 17
Coding region: 12-3221 (1069 amino acids)
Biological process (GO): regulation of establishment of bipolar cell polarity; establishment of mitotic spindle orientation
Cellular component (GO): spindle
Molecular function (GO): protein binding
Source: RefSeq, a predicted model, not a curated record
GAAGGGUGAGGAUGACCCAACAGAUGCAAAAUCUACAACUUACCCAAUCCAAAAAAAUCACUGCGCCCUCUUCACCCAAUGCCGCCAAGCGCCUCUAUCGAAACCUCUCUGAAAAACUUAAGGGCAGCCACUCGUCGUUUGAUGAGGCUUAUUUCAAGGCAAGAGCAGACCGUUUCCGCAAGCCUUCUGUAAACUUCCAGUGCAAUGAAGCCAUAUUUGAGGCAGUGGAGCAGCAGGACCUUGAGGCUGUCCAGAUCCUUCUCUACCAGUAUACAGCUGAGGAACUGGACCUCAAUACUCCCAACAGCGAAGGAUUGACCCCCUUGGAUAUUGCUAUCAUGACAAAUAAUGUACCCAUUGCUCGAACACUGUUGAAGACUGGAGCCAAGGAAAGCCCCCACUUUGUGAGCCUGGAGAGCAGAUCGAUGCAUCUGAGUACGCUGGUGGAAGAAGCCCAACAACGAAUGAGUGAACUGACGGCCAAGAUACAGAAUGAAAGUUUGGGAAUAGACAGCAGUGAGAAAGAGAAACAGCUUAAGUCCUGGGAGUGGAGAUAUCGCUUGUACAAGAGAAUGAAGACUGGCUAUGAACAUGCAAGAGUCCCUGAGGCACCAACCAAUGUGUGCCUUUUGAUUACAAGCAGUUCAUCCCUUACUGUCACGUUCCAAGAGCCUUUGAGUGUCAACUCAGCUGUUGUGACCAAAUACAAAGUUGAGUGGAGCAUCUCAUCAGACUUCUCCCCUUUGAAUGGUGAAAUCAUUGUGGAUCAUCUACAGUCCUUAAAAUGUACCAUCACAGGCCUCACUAUGGGUAAAGAAUACUAUGUUCGUGUUUCUGCCUGCAAUAUGAAGGGGUGGGGGCCAGUGGAACUUUCUAGCCCUGCUUGCGCAUCUCCUUCCAACUGGAAAGACUACGACGGGCAAGAGUUGAGGCACAAGGGACAGAUUGAAGCACUGGAGCGUCUCCUGCAGCAGGUCCGAGCUGUUCAUCAACAUUACAGCUGUCGAGAAAGUGCGAAAUUACAAAACUCGAGUCGCAAGCAGUCCGUGUCCAGAAGUCUGAAGCAUCUUUUCCACUCAUCGAACAAAUUUGUCAAGACAUUAAAAAGGGGUUUGUACAUAGCUGUGAUAUUUCACUACAAAGAUAACAUGUUAGUGACCAAUGAAGAUCACAUUCCAAUAGUGGAAAUCGAUGAUUCUUGUACUAGUUCCAUUAUGCAAGAUUUUGUCUGGUUUACCAAGCUGUCUCAUAUGUGGGAUGACAUCAGGUGGUUGCGGCAGAGUAUGUCAAUCUCCAUGUCCUCAUCUACGGCCCUACAAGCCCGACAGAAGAUGUUGGCAGCAGCUGCUCAGCUUCAGAACUUACUUGGCACUCACAACUUAGGCCGGGUAUAUUACGAGCCCAUAAAGGACAGGCAUGGCAAUGUCUUGUUCGUCACCAUUCGAGAAGUUGAGACCUUGUAUUCUUUUUUCAAUGGCAAAUGGAUGCAAAUCUCAAAACUGCAAAGCCAGAGGAAAUCCCUGUCGACUCCCGAGGAACCGACGGCCCUGGACAUCUUACUCAUAACCAUCCAGGAUAUACUGAAUUAUCAGAAACGGAGUCAGCAACGCCUGUCCCCAGGACUGUAUCUGGGUUAUCUUAAGCUGUGCAGUUCUGUUGAUCAAAUCAAAGCGCUUGUUUCCCAGAGAGUUCCAAAUAUGCUGUGCCAUGUCAAGAUACGGGACAACAGUAAUAUUUCCAAAGAUGAAUGGGAAUGGAUUCAAAAUCUAUCAAUGGUUGAGAAUUUGGACAGCAUGGAGCUCUCCCUGGAUGCGCAUACUCACCUGUUUCUCUAUGACCUCCAGAUAGCAGUGAAGGCCCUACUUAAACAGAUCAAUCUACCUCUUCACCAGGCCAAGCACUUCCGUAUUUACACACAGGAGGUGUUGGAGCUGGGUCACAAUGUCUCCUUUCUUCUGUUGCUCCCUGCCUCAGACGAUGUCUGCAGUGCCCCAGGACAGAGUAAUCCGUACACCCCACACACAGGAUUUCUUCACCUCCCCCUUCAGAUGUUUGAACUAGUUCACUUUUGCUGCUACAAAGAGAAGUUUAUCAGCUUGUAUUGUCGACUGUCUGCUAUAGUAGAUCUGGACUCCUUAAUUUCCCAGCAGGCCUUGCGUGAAGCGAUUUCAGAUGAUGAGGUUGCAGCAGCUAAGCAGAGGCAUCAGCAAGUCUUGGACUACAUACAGCAAACAGAUGAAAUUUGGCGUGAAGUGCGGUGGAUCAUGGAUGCUCUUCAGUAUGCAAGGUAUAAGCAGCCGGUUGCUGGACUGUCAAUAACCAAAUUUCUCGAUCUUACGGAAGAGCAAAUCCAGAAGAAAAAUAAUUCCACAUCCUCACACCUGGACUGUCUGCCAUCGCCUUCGCCAUCACCUGAAAUGCAUCGCAGGAAAGCUGUAAGCGAUUCUCAGCCGUGUUCUGAUGAAGAAGGCUGUUCUGAAGUGUUCCUUCCUACGGAUAGCGAUUAUGAUUCCAGCGAUGCUCUCAGCCCUCGCGAGCUGGAUUUGGUGUAUUCGUCUUCUCAUGACUUCUCCCAGCAAGCAAUGUUCGGGCUGAGUGGAAGCGCCCCAGAUGUUCUGCAGGUCAACGAUAUGAAGCCUUGUCUCAGCUUAAAGGAAGAAUGUAGCGCCUUAGAACCCAGCGCAGAGUACUGUGCUAGAUACAUGGAUAACCUGUCUGUAGUGGAUUUCUCAACAAAAAGCACAGAUAAAGCAUCCAACUCUAAGCAUCACUUGAGUCUUUUGGGGAAGAAGAGAUCUGCAAAACAUCAACAUUGCAACUAUUUUAGCCGACAUCACCGCUGGCUUAGAGUACAUAGCGAGUCACAGUCCUUGUCGGAAGGUGUCUACACACAGCACAUGUCUCAAGCUGUGGAUCUAACUGAAGAGCCUACCUCUGGUCAACAAACAAUGAUACCGGUUGACAGUCCACGAAGCACUUAUUUACCUCAUGCUUCGAGCUUGCCGGAAGAUAGCAAAUCCAAACCUAUUGUCCGUAGAAUCUACGUUGAGCCUUACAAACAAAUUCUGCAUGAAGAUGAAACAAAAACAUGGACCUUGAAUAUAGACGGGUCACGAUCGCCUGCCAAGGAACCCACCUUGCAAAUUAUUGCUGCUCCUGACACUGACCCAGAUGAAAAGGAGAACUUGCAGCUACCGGAAGUUUUUAGCAGCACGCUAUAGUGAAAUGGGACAUAACAUAGCGAAACCUAGGACUUUUAUUUCAAUUAUCAGACUUUCUGCAUUUUACAGGUUCAACUCUCAUCUCGCUGCUCCUCAAAUGCAUAGUUGUUGGUACUUUUGUGUUGUGUGUUUUCGAGUUUGCAGUGUAAUGAAGAUAUUCUGAAAAGGUUUGUUCCAUGUAGAGGGGUUGUGUGUGAAACACUUGGUAACUGUGCAUAGCUUUCCAAAACUACUCAAAUAUUUUUUAGGUGACCCCAUCAUUAUGAAACAAAAAGUGAAAUGGAGGCACCCUGUAAGAAAAAAAAAGCUUAAUCCCAGAUAGCAAGGUUAACUUGCCACAAUUUUGGGGCAAUGUGGAAUUGUAAGUCUGUUAACAUGCUGCACAUUUC